UUCUGUCAUCCUUAAGAGUGGCCUUGUAGGAUUAAUCUCAAUUAAUAACAUAAAAAAAUGGUUUAUGUUUUCUCUUUGCAGGGCGUUGUGAGAAGAAAAACACAGCUUAAAAACGAGUGGAGCGUUAAGAACCAUAACUCUCGAGUAACGGAAUGUGUUAUUCUCCUGUCAACUUUUCGAGUGCGUACCGACUAUGUGAAUCAACAAUGACAAAACUGGUCACAAAAAGCAACCGCUAGCAUAUUGUUCGAAAGGUUCAUACAAUGUUGGAGGGGUGUGUAUAUAGAUGGUAAAAAUAACAAAGAGUAUUGUGGGGUUACCAGUACAAAACACUCAAACAAACUGAGACUUGCUAAGAAAAGCAUAGAUGUGAUAGCAUAGAAGCUUGUGUCCAUUCGUUGGAAAUCAUCUGAACGAUUCGUGCAUAUAAUGACAGUGUGUGUGUGUUUUUCGAAGGAUUAAAAUAGCCUACUGUUUACAAAAAUAAUACUUGAUGUUAAAGGCGAAGGUGUAAAACAACCUGAUAAGAACUGUUAAGAAAAAUUUGGUUACUUUAACAAUGAGUUGUUGUUAAAAGUUACAAAGAUGUGUCCUGUUCUAGUAUUGCUUCCAAAUUGCUCAUAAUGGCGUAUUUUAAAGACAUGAAUAUAAAUGUUACGUGAUGUCGUUUGCUAAUGAGCAAACAAGGUGCAGAGUACCAAAACAUAGCAUCCAAACUUCACAAAAACUCACGUUAUUUCAAACGAUUUGAUAUGCUAUCUUCUAAAAACCUCCUGUUAAAUAAUAAUCUUAUGAUGCUGUCUACCAACAGAAUGGAGUUGACCGAAGAACAACAUUGGUACUUCUUAAAACCUAGUGAGUUUUUCGUGAUAUAACUCCUGUAUAGAGCUUCUGGGUUUCGCUUGGAUUUACAACCAUGAGUGCUGCCAUUCUUGUAUCGCAAACAUGGCAGCCGACAGUUCUUCAACUGAUGCCUUUCUCCAGCAACAAUGCGUCUGCUGUGGGAAACCGGUCUGACUCAGGUGGAAAAAACAGAGAUUUUCCAACAUUGGCAGUAACGCGUUCCCAUGAUGACUGGGUGGCUCACAUACAAUCCUCUUCCAGAGUUCAGAGAGCUACCUCGGAGCGCAUGCCAAGGUCGCAUUACAACCAGCUGACAGGAAGGCAGAACUACUCGAAACGUGCACAGUCAGAGUACAAAGUUAGAGAAAAACAUAAAUCAGAAGCUGUUUUGGAGAAGACUUGUUCUGUGAAUGACAUAAACAACAAGAUCGUACAUACUACUACUACUGCACACCGGGAGAGAGAUUCUCCCAAACCCAAAGUGCUGCACAGUGCGGCGACAGUAUCGCUGACGGAGAUUCACGGAUUGUCCAAGCCUCUCCAAAACCACGCCCCUCAGAAGACGUGGGACGGUCACUACUAUCUUCCUCAGAACGGGUUCUGGAGAGCGAUGACGCUCACGCCGGGGGAGCUGGAUCUUCAGAAACACCGCGAGGUGAUGAACCGAGAGCAGGUGAAGAGGACGAAGAAGUUGAAGAUGAAUAUCAACCAGCUGCCGAGGAGCAACACGCCCAUCAACGACAACGAUCCAGACAAGCUGAACAUGCAACAGGUGAUACAGUUCUUGAAAAACCACAAUGACGGUAGCGAUGAUGCAAAGGCGAAUCCUAUGGACAGGAGUAAAUAUGACAGGGAUAAGGAAUACUUUCUUAGGAAAAGAGGAUGUGCUUCUGCGUCAGUUGAAAUUGCAACGAGACAGUUACGAAAUGGUAUUCAGACUAAAAGCACGGACGGUAUGAUCCCACGGUAUUUACGUGAAGCGACGAUGGCAUCGACCAGGAGCUCGCCUCUUCUUCGAGAUCGCGCGAUCAAGCAGGCGAAUGGACAGACCGAGUGGAAACCUGUUUCGGAGGGCGAGUCUGUUCUCGUGUCAGGUGGAUCCAAUAAGCCUUUCAGACUCCAUCGUUUCCUAAAAAUGACGCCGACUUGUGAAUCAAACAAUGCGAUGAUGAACAGAGCUUACACUCAAGUGCCUUGUUCUCAUACUCUAAAAACCUUGGAGAUCAGUGAUCAGAUACAUAUGCCAAAGGCAAAGCAUGAUUUGCAUAGAUUUGAUCCACCGACGACUCAUCAUAAAAGUAUUCCUACUGCCGACAGACAUUGCAGAAUGGCCUAUCGUCUGCCUUCCAAAAGACCUAGUGCAAAGCCUGCGUACAGAAGUAACGAAAUGGGUCGCAUCGCAGUGGGUUGUGCUGUGUCCACCGAAUGUAACCAAUCGGUCGGUAGUGAUGGGGCGAUUAUAAGAUUACCGAGCAUGCAUGAUUUCAAAAACGAUUCAGACAACGAAAGUGAUGACGACGACAAUUAUAAACAGACUCGUGCGGAGACAAAAUCUGAAAUCGUUCACCAUAACACUAAUCAAGGCACUGGAAUCCCGACAGUUCAUGCCAGUAAAGUCGCCUUUGUGGAACCUUACAAGCCGACCUUUAAAACAGAUUCGGGUUUUCGCUGUCAGGCAGAGGCGAAGCCAUCGUUAAAGAAACUAUACGUUAGUGUUCCGCGCGAAUCGCACGCGGCAGACGUGAAUGUGAGUAAACACUCGUCUGCUGCUGGGUGUGUUAAAAUCUGCCUCCGUAAAGAGAGGGGACUAACAAGGGAGAGUACCUACAUGUCCGAUUUAGACAGAGCGAAAUACGUGCUCGCAGACAGUAGCAGCGAGAGUCGGGAAUCGUCUAAUAAAAAGACAUCUUCCCUUAGUGUGGAAAAUAAGACGGAAAAAGAUGACGAUGACAUUAGUUCCAGGACCUCAUAGCAUAAUGUGAUUCUUAACAAAUUCAGUAAUUAUAGAGUCUGGUACAAUUGUACUAAUAGUGAUUGAAGCGGAGCAUGUCAAGAGGGUGCGCAAGCCCCAUUGGGUAGUUUUCCACUAGAAGUUACAAAAAAGACAUCAGGAUUAUUUCCGAGCUCAUCACGUUAUGUAGUAGGAAUAGCAGUUAUUUAUCGAUGACAUCAACAAGCGUUUGCCAGAGGUAGGACUAUAUUAGACAUGUCCACCCAGGGGGAAAUUUAAAGAGAAAGUUUGAGUGAGUAGGAAAUAAUGUUAUUCAAGUAUACAGUAACUCUAAAUAGUUCCCCAAAUAGAUUACUUUUCUGUGCCAAUUUAGCAUAUUUGUUUUCCUCCAUACCGAUCUAAAGUUAUUAAAAUACAAAUAUGGUAUUUCGUCAAAUUUUUUUAAAUGAAAUUUAUAUAAACUGAAGAUACACCUAUUAUUUACUUAUACAUGUAUUUACAAAUGGCAUUUUACGUUUUAUCAAGAAAAAAAACUCUAUUGACUCUACUGUCAAUCGUGAUUCGCUCAGUACAGAUGUGUUGAAAUAUAAACACAAAUAAAUUAUACUGAACUGUG
Gigantopelta aegis is the source of this 3410-nucleotide messenger RNA. RefSeq lists its product as uncharacterized. The coding region runs from base 917 to 2815 and encodes 632 amino acids. The record is from RefSeq and is a predicted model, not a curated record. NCBI's taxonomy places the organism in Eukaryota, Metazoa, Mollusca, Gastropoda, Neomphalida, Peltospiridae. The transcript has a single exon.